Molecule: messenger RNA, 5720 nt
Organism: Candoia aspera
Lineage: Eukaryota; Metazoa; Chordata; Lepidosauria; Squamata; Candoiidae
Gene: LUC7L
Product: LUC7 like
Exons: 11
Coding region: 1259-2218 (319 amino acids)
Biological process (GO): mRNA splice site recognition
Cellular component (GO): U1 snRNP; U2-type prespliceosome
Molecular function (GO): mRNA binding
Source: RefSeq, a predicted model, not a curated record
UGUCCUCAUGCUCCCCUGAUGUGCCUUCCAAGAGGCAGUUGCUGGCUGUUGUGGAAACCCGGCAGCCAGAAAUGGACUUUAGCCUUUGGCAAAGUUCUGGUUUAGUUAUACAGGCCGUCUUUAGCAAAAGGAAGCUCUGUACGACAGUGAAACAAAGCCACCUGAAAGGCAAACCAGUCGGGCCAGUUAGUCAGAGGAGCCGCUUGGCCAGCGUAGCGUUGGUCGUAGUAACAUGGGUGGCAAAAUGGUCUUCAGCGCAGCUUCUGGCGGCAGGUGCUUAAGCAGGAUAGACAAGUCCCUGGCACUUGCGUCAUCACGUCUUCUUGGUGCCCGAGUCCAGAUACCUGCUCAAGCAGGUGGUAGAGUCCUUGAUGUAACAUCUGAUCCCUGGAAACAUCUGCUCAGUAAUAUAAAACACUUGUACAGAUGGUAUGAGGGGAACAAUCAGGCUUUGAAAGUAACAUAGGAUCUGGUGUAUACAGGACAUUUAUAGGGCUUUCUUGAAAGCAUUGGCAGGGAGUACAUAUUACACUAAAUUUUUAUAACUUGGACAGUUGAAGCUGCCUAUAAAACAAGGCUUUAAACCCCAGAUACGUCGGCUGCAGCUCUGCCUGAUGAGUUGAAAGCCUGACAUUUCUGGUUUUACGUGGUGAGGCUUUUCUUUUGUAGACUCGCCUGUAGACGUAAUGCUUCGUGCGUAAAAACACGAAGGUAGGCCUGUUCUGCCUAGAAACAGGACUUCAGCAUGUGCCCCGGAAAAUUAUUUCCCUUGAAAAGCUGUGCAUUCCUGAGAAGGUUUGUAUCUGCUUCCCUACUCACAAUCGGCAACUGAAAGUCUGGCACAUUUGCAGAACUCUCCAGAUAACCUUUUGCACUUGGUUUCGUAAAUGAAUAAAGUGCUCGUUCUUACUUUGUGUAUUUGAGUUGUUUUUUAAUUGCUUCCCAUAUUUUUAUUUCAUACAAACUGAACAAUUGUGGCCCCUCUAUUUUAUUUAUAAAGGUUCAGUGUAUCUUUGCCUGCCUACAUCAAUCUGCAAGGGAGUUGCAGAAAAGCCUCAUGUUCAUCGAGCCGUUUGGGCAAGAAAACUUUUCCUUUAAAACUUUUCAACAGCGGGCAUAAAAUUCUGCAGCUGAGGUCUUGAAGAAUGCAGAUGGGUAUAGAGAUGAAACCAGACAAAGGGUGAAGUUUACAGAUGAACGGGUCUGCAAGAGCCAUCUUCUGGACUGUUGCCCUCAUGAUAUCCUAGCAGGGACGCGCAUGGACCUUGGGGAGUGUACAAAAAUUCAUGAUUUGGCGCUGAGAGCAGAUUACGAGAUUGCAAGUAAAGAGAGGGACCUGUUCUUCGAGCUGGAUGCAAUGGACCACUUGGAAUCUUUCAUUUCUGAGUGUGACAGAAGAACAGAACUAUCUAAAAAACGACUUGCAGAAACUCAGGAGGAGAUCAGCGCUGAAGUAGCAGCAAAGGCAGAGAAAGUGCACGAACUCAAUGAAGACAUUGGCAAGCUCCUGGCUAAAGCUGAACAGUUGGGAGCCGAAGGGAAUGUGGAUGAAUCCCAGAAGAUCCUAAUGGAAGUUGAGAAAGUCCGUGCAAAGAAGAAAGAAGCAGAGGAGGAAUACCGCAACUCCAUGCCUGCAUCCAGUUUCCAGCAACAGAAGCUGCGUGUCUGCGAGGUCUGUUCCGCAUACCUCGGUCUCCACGACAACGAUCGUCGUCUUGCUGAUCAUUUUGGAGGCAAACUGCAUUUGGGCUUCAUUCAGAUCCGUGAGAAGCUGGACCAGUUGCGGAAAACCGUAGCUGAAAAACAGGAGAAGAGAAAUCAGGACCGGUUGAGAAGGAGGGAAGAAAGAGAGCGAGAAGAACGUGUGGGACAACGAUCUGGAUCAAGAAAUAGAGAUCGCAGAAGAUCGCGGUCUCGAGAGCGGAGGCGGCGACAUUCCCGAUCCCUUUCCCGCGAGAAGCGAAAAUCCCGCUCGAAGUCUCGGGAGCGAGAGAGGCACCGGCGCCACCGCAGCCGUUCCCAGAGCCACAGUCGGGGCCACCGCCGUGGGUCCAGAGACAGGAGCUCCAAGCAUAAAUCCUCUAGGGAUCGGUCUUCAAGAGAGAGAUCGCGGGACCGGGAGAAGAAAGAGAAAAGUUCCUCCGAAAGACGGCACGAGAGCACCAACGGCAAGUCCCGCUCAAAGCGGUCGGAGGAGAGGGAAGCCGGCGAGAUCUGAACUCCUGCAGGACCCUCUUCUUGUACUGUAAAUAGUCUCGAGAAGCAUUCUACACGGCCCAAGUCUCCCAUUCGUAUUCACUGAAUACAGCGCGUCUUUUGUAGUUCUGAAUUUCUAUUGUUUCUGCAGCUAGCGAUGGCAGUUCCCUGCCACUGAUGGAAACUUUGUUUUUAUUAAGCAUAAACAGGCCCAGCAGCCAGCGAUCCACCCACCCAGAUUAACACCUGAAACGGAAUGCGGCUGCUGGAAAGCGAUCCUCUGAGAGGGAUUGUGAUCUGCUUUGAAAAGGUAUCCUCGCCUGCUCACUUUGAAGCAUCACUUGCAUUUCUGUCGCAGCGUUAAGUUGACACCCCACCUAAAGAGAUGGUGGUGCUUUUCCCCCCACUCUUCUAAACACUGCAGAUUCAUUUAGGGAUUCCAGUACUCUACUUCAAACAUUCAACUCUGUGUAGGCAAGCCAGCAGUUCAAUUUACAUGCACCCUUGCUGUAAUUUUGGGGCAACUGCUACAACUGGAUAUGGUUUGGUUUAGGGGUAAUUGUAUUUGUAGUCUGGUGAAGUUAACGCAGCCUUCUAAUUUAAAUGAACGAUAAUUGGAUUGUUUUGCCCAGUGCCCUGCCCUUCAGUGUAGUUUUUCACAGCUUGCCUGUUUUUCAGCCCAUUCACUUCCUGAAUUUUGCUUUCCUGUCCCAAUUUGUCAGUUACAAGUAGACAUAAAUAUUUAUUGCCCGAUGGAGAGGUCUUAGCUUAGGCUUUGGCUGCAGAAUCUCAGACACUUCGGAGUAAUCCCAAACAGGUCUUAAGAGGCGCUGUGUUGAGAGGUGCCCUUGCCUGGCAGGUGAUACCAAGAAACGUAUUCAUUUGCUGCACUUGGAAGCUGUACUUGCAGCAGUGAACUAAGCAUUGGUUGGAAGAAAUCAGUGAGAUAAAAGAGCAUAAUCUACUGUUGCUAGGAUCACCUUAAGACUUAACAGCAGCUGAAUUCUGACAAAUGACCAUUGAAGGCAGAUAAAAGUUAACACAGUUCCCACACGUCCAGUGAACUGGAAAUGUUUGUGCCUCUUCUGCAUUCCUUCCCCCCCCCCUUUGGCUUCAUCUACAGAAGUGCAGAUUGACAGAAUUAUACUAACCUUAAUGCACAUUUAGAGUUUCUUUUCUUUCCUAUUUUUCUUUUGCUGUCACUGCUCCUUUUCCUGGUAGAGCAAUGCGGGCACGUAUCUUGUUUGUGUGAGGUGUUGAGUGGAUAGAAGAAGCCACAAGCAGGUGCAUUUACUGUGGGGAGAUGGCCCCACCUCUGAUUCAGGCUUCCAGAGUCACAGAGAGAUUCCAUUGGGUCAGAUCAUUCCUGGGAAUCUCACAUCUGAAAUGCACCCCCCCCCCACCUCAGGAAGGUUGAUGGGUCCAGUAAAAGAACCUGGCAAGGCAAAUCACGUUAAAUGUGCAGAGCGUUAGGAAUCCAUCCCUCAGUGAGGAUUUUUAUGUUUGGUAUUUGCAGUUGGGCAGUUUGAUCCGUAACAGCACUUCCCCGCCCCACCCCCCACGUCUUUUGAGGAGUUAUGGUCUAAGUAACAAAGAUGUAAGUAAAGUGCUGUUGUCCUGCCAGUCUGAAUUCACAUUAAAAGCUUAUCUUUGUGGCUUGGAGUGGUCAGUGCUCUAUUUCAGGGUCAUAUUGAUGUUUAAAGCAUCUUGGAAAACCAGGUCCUAACUAGCCUAGCCUAGAGUACGAGGAUUAGAAAUAUACUGAAGCUCGCUAUGGGCAAUAUGAUGAGAACCUGUAGCCCAUAAGAUCCUGCCUUUGUAUUACACAUUCCUGAAUUGUAAACACUUGGUACAAUGCUGGGUCAGUAUUUCUACAGUGCUAUAACAAGACCGAGCCAUCACCACUGGCUGGCUGGCUGCAUCACCACAGAGAAGGGCUUCUGUUAACAUCUGUAUAAAAGAGAGUUUUAAGAGUUGGAAGUAGGUUUGAAGGCAGAAAGUUUCCACCUCUGCUGAAAAGUGUAAGAAUUCCAGUCAUCUGGUACCUGCAUAAGCACACAACACAGAGGCCGUAUUUGCUUUUUGUUAGUGGGAUGAACUAAUCAUUCAACUUCAGUGAGAUUGGGAGGCAACCAGGCAUGUUAGCUUCCAUUGAAUUCUGCUUGAAGAGGAGUGCCUCCUUUUGUUUGUACUGUUGCUCAUCAUGGGGAUCACCCCAGUCUGCUCAUCCUUGCUUGUAGUUCUUCAUAGCCUGGGCUUUGCCCCAGUAGUUUCCUCAUUCAGCCGUACCAUUUACUCACCGUCAGACUCCUGCAAAUAGCCAGUGCUCUGAAUUGAUUCAGGCGGACUCAGAGCACACUGAUUCAUCUUGAUUUAGGUGACUGAUUGUUUCGUCCAAAUCAGAUUGGGGCUGAUUUGGACAUCCAAAUAAAAAUAGAAUCAGUUUUUGAAAUCAUUUCACUUGAUGGAAUCAGACUGAUUUUUCUAAUGAGCUCAAUUUUUUGUCUGGACUUCAUUUGCACCCCCCUGUUAUUACACAUUAGAUUGAUGGCUAAGGGCACCAAUCCCCUAAAAUUACCAAAUAAGUUCACAUGGAAGUAGAAUCUGAAUACUUCCCGGCUUUUACUUUGUAUUUUAAACCGAUGAGUAUUUAACUGUUACCGCGAAGUUCCAGAAACAGCGUUGUGCAACAUUGCCUUUAAAAACGGAGGUAGUGUGAUACAAAUGGUGUACAUGUAUUUACAAAAUGAAUUCCUAAAAUUCAUAGAAUUCGAAAGAGGCAUUUAAGCCAUCAAGUGUAAUCUUCUUGUUUAGUGCAAGAAUCUGUGUUAAACAUUCCUGACAGGUUUGUUUUAUUUUUUGGUCUAGUCUCUGCUAGGACACCUCCAGUGAAGGGGAACCAACCCUUGCUUUGGAGGUUGGCUCAUUACUGGUCUAAGCCCCGCUCUUCACAGAGGUGAUGCAGAAAUGUGGCUCUGGCUGUUACGAAAUCCCUUGUAUUUGUUGAUAACAUUAUUCAGGGUUGUUUUUGGUUGGCUUAUAUUUUCACUGUUUCACUCAUAACCAUUUUCUUUGUUGGAAGCUGUGGAGAGAAAGAAAAAAAAAUAGCUGUAUCUUUUUGAAAAUGAUAAUUAAGGUAUAGGUGGGGUUCAAGUGGUAAUUAACAUUUCUAAAGGCCUUGAAGGAUUGUGGAUGAAUACCUUUUCUUUUUUAAAAUCAUAUAUAUUGCAUUCCAGCAUUGAGGAUUUGCAGUUGGGUAAGCAGCACAAGCUCUAGAGCCCAAAGGGGUUUGUAAUCUUUAAGUUCAACUUUUCUGUUUACACUCAGCUAGUGUGCAUUUUUAUUCAGAUUCUGGCCAACCACGUAUAGCAAAUAGCUGUCUGUAAGGGAAGAUAGAUAGCUGGAGGUGGGUUGGUUGGGUUUUCGGUCUCUCAACUGAAUUGGUUCAUGUGUUGCCCACUCUCUGCUAUGUAACCGAUUCCCUAACGAGUCUGAAGAGUGAUUAAAAACUUGUUGGGACUGCC